AUUUUUUGGUGGAUUUUCCUGCAGACUUACUUUUGUUGAAUUUGCUUCACGCCCCUCGCGCCGGUACGGACCCGGCGCAGAUGCACGCUGGUGGCGUCUUCAGAUGAUGGGCGUGCGGUGUGCGCCUGGCAGCUGGGAGGAACCCGCAGGAAAGAUGCCCUCUGAAUCCUUCUGUUUGGGUGCCCAGGCGCGACUGGACUCCAAAUGGCUGAAAACAGAUAUACAGCUUGCAUUCACGAGAGAUGGGCUCUGUGGUCUGUGGAAUGAAAUGGUUAAAGAUGGAGAAAUUAUAUAUACUGGGUCAGAAUUCAGCCAGAAUGGAGAAUUCCCUCCUAGAAAAGAUGAUGGUGUUGAUACCCAAAGUGGAAUGAAGAAAGAAGAUCUGAGUGACAAGGAGAAGAAGGAUGAAGAAGAGGCUCCGGCCCCUGCCUGUAGCGCCAAGGCCAUCCUGGAGAGCUGGGUGUGGGGCAAGCAGCCAGAUGUGAAGGAGCUGAAGGAGUGCCUCUCUGUGCUGGUUAAAGAGCAGCAAGCUCUGGCCAUGCAGUCGGCCACCACCACGCUCUCGGCCCUGAGACUCAAGCAGAGGCUGGUGAUCCUGGAGCGCUAUUUCAUUGCCUUGAACAGAAGUGUGUUUCAGGAGAGUGUCAAGGUGAAGUGGAAAAGCAACCAUGUUUCUCAGCCUCCCAUGGACAAGAAAAGUGCCCGGCCCACAGGCAGAGGUGUGGAAGGACUUGCUAGAGUUGGAUCCCGAGCAGCACUUUCCUUUGCCUUUGCAUUCUUACGAAGGGCCUGGCGGUCAGGUGAGGACGCGGACCUCUGCAGUGAGCUGUUGCAAGAGUCCCUGGAUGCCCUGCGAGCUCUGCCCGAGGCAUCCCUCUUCGACGAGAGCUCGGUAUCCUCCGUGUGGCUGGAGGUGGUAGAGAGAGCAGCCAGGUUCCUCAGGUCCGUCGUGACAGGGGAUGUUCACGGGACACCAGGCACCAAAGGUCCCGGAGGAGUCCCUCUGCAGGACCAGCACUUGGCCCUGGCCAUCCUGCUGGAACUGGCUGUGCAGAGAGGCACACUGAGCCAAAUGUUGUCUGCCAUCCUGUUGUUGCUUCAACUGUGGGACAGUGGGGCUCAGGAAACGGACAAUGAACGCUCUGCCCAGGGCACCAGUGCCCCCCUGCUUCCUCUGCUGCAGAGGUUCCAGAGCAUCAUCUGUAGCAAAGACACACCGCAGGCCGAGGUGGACACACAUCUUUUAUCUGGGCCUCUGAGUCCCAAUGAGAGUUUCCUGAGGUACCUUACUCUUCCUCAAGACAAUGAGCUUGCCAUUGAUUUAAGACAAACUGCAGUUGUCGUCAUGGCCCAUUUAGACCGCCUGGCUACUCCCUGUAUGCCGCCUCUGUGUAGCUCCCCAACGUCUCAUAAGGGAUCAUUGCAGGAGGUCAUAGGUUGGGGGUUAAUAGGAUGGAAAUACUAUGCCAAUGUAAUCGGCCCAAUCCAGUGUGAAGGCCUUGCCAACCUUGGGGUCACACAGGUUGCAUGUGCAGAGAAGCGCUUCCUGAUCCUGUCCCGCAGUGGCCGAGUGUAUACGCAGGCCUACAACAGCGACACCCUGGCCCCACAACUGGUCCAAGGUCUUGCCUCCAGAAAUAUUGUAAAAAUUGCUGCCCAUUCUGAUGGUCAUCACUAUCUGGCCUUGGCUGCCACUGGAGAGGUGUAUUCCUGGGGCUGUGGGGACGGUGGACGACUGGGCCACGGGGACACUGUGCCUCUGGAGGAGCCAAGGGUGAUCUCUGCCUUUUCAGGGAAACAGGGAGGGAAGCAUGUGGUGCACAUCGCCUGCGGCAGCACCUACAGCGCAGCCAUCACUGCUGAGGGGGAGCUGUACACCUGGGGCCGAGGAAACUACGGCCGGCUGGGCCAUGGUUCUAGUGAAGAUGAGGCCAUUCCAAUGCUGGUGGCUGGUCUUAAAGGACUGAAAGUCAUUGACGUUGCAUGUGGCAGUGGGGAUGCCCAGACUCUGGCUGUGACUGAGAACGGACAAGUGUGGUCUUGGGGAGAUGGAGACUAUGGCAAAUUGGGCAGAGGUGGUAGUGAUGGCUGCAAAACGCCAAAGCUGAUUGAAAAGCUUCAGGAUUUAGAUGUCGUCAAAGUUCGCUGUGGAAGUCAAUUUUCAAUUGCUUUGACAAAAGAUGGCCAAGUUUAUUCAUGGGGAAAAGGUGACAAUCAAAGACUUGGUCAUGGAACAGAGGAACAUGUCCGUUAUCCCAAACUUUUGGAAGGCUUGCAAGGGAAGAAGGUGAUUGAUGUUGCUGCAGGCUCUACCCACUGUUUGGCUCUCACUGAGGACAGCGAGGUGCACAGCUGGGGGAGCAAUGACCAGUGCCAGCACUUUGACACUUUGCGUGUGACCAAGCCAGAACCUGCUGCACUGCCAGGACUGGACACCAAGCACAUAGUCGGCAUUGCGUGCGGGCCAGCCCAGAGCUUUGCUUGGUCCUCGUGCUCCGAGUGGUCCAUCGGUCUCCGCGUCCCUUUCGUGGUAGACAUCUGCUCGAUGACUUUUGAGCAGCUGGAUCUCCUUCUGCGGCAAGUGAGUGAGGGAAUGGACGGCACUGCAGAUUGGCCCCCACCCCAGGAGAAGGAGUGCGUGGCCGUGGCGACAUUGAAGCUUCUACGACUUCAGUUGCAUGCUGCCAUUAGUCACCAGGUUGACCCGGAAUUCCUUGGUUUAGGUCUGGGCAGUGUCCUCCUGAACAGCCUGAAGCAGACUGUGGUGACGCUGGCCAGCAGUGCGGGCGUGCUGAACACUGUGCAGUCUGCUGCCCAGGCUGUGCUGCAGAGCGGCUGGUCUGUGCUGCUUCCCACGGCCGAGGAGCGGGCCCGCGCGCUUUCUGCGCUCCUGCCCUGCACAGUUUCAGGGAAUGAAGUAAACAUAAGUCCAGGUCGUCGAUUCAUGAUUGAUCUGCUGGUAGGCAGCCUGAUGGCUGAUGGAGGAUUGGAGUCAGCCCUGAAUGCAGCCAUUUCUGCAGAGAUCCAGGAUAUUGAGGCUAAAAAUGAAGCACAGAAGGAAAAAGAAAUUGAUGAACAGGAAGCAAAUGCCUCAACAUUUCAUAGAAGUAGGACUCCUCUGGAUAAAGACCUUAUUAAUACAGGGAUCUAUGAAUCUUCUGGGAAACAGUGUUUGCCUCUGGUCCACCUCAUACAGCAGCUUCUUAGAAACAUUGCUUCUCAGACCAUAGCCAGGCUGAAAGACGUUGCUCGUCGGAUUUCAUCAUGUCUGGACUUUGAGCACCACAGCCGUGAGAGGUCUGCUUCAUUGGACUUGUUACUGCGUUUUCAGCGUUUACUUAUCAGCAAACUUUAUCCCGGAGAGAGCACUUGCCAGAACUCAGAUAUUUCUAGUCCUGAGCUGACGGGUGUUGGCUCCUUGCUGAAGAAGUACACGGCCCUUCUGUGCACACACAUUGGAGACAUCCUGCCUGUGGCGGCCAGCGUUGCUGCAGUCAGCUGGCGGCACUUUGCAGAGGUGGCCUGUAUUGUGGAAGGGGACUUCACUGGUGUUCUCCUUCCAGAGCUGGUGGUCUCAAUAGUACUUCUGCUCAGUAAAAACCCUGCCCUCAUGCAAGAGGCUGGAGCUGUCCCCCUGCUGGGUGGCCUGCUGGAGCACCUAGAUCGCUUCAAUCACUUGGCUCCUGGAAAGGAGCGGGAUGACCAUGAAGAGUUGGCUUGGCCUGGCAUAAUGGAGUCAUUUUUUACGGGUCAGAGUUGUAGAAAUAAUGAGGAAGUGACCCUUAUACGGAAAGCUGAUUUGGAGAACCACAAUAAGGAUGGAGGCUUCUGGACUGUGAUUGACGGGAAAGUGUACGACAUAAAGGAUUUCCAGGCACAGUCCUUAACAGGAAAUAGCAUUCUAGCUCAAUUUGCAGGGGAAGACCCAGUGGUUGCUUUGGAAGCAGCUUUGCAGUUUGAAGACACUCGGGAGUCCAUGCACGCGUUCUGCGUUGGCCAGUACUUAGAGCCUGACCAAGAAGUUGUUACCAUACCAGACCUGGGAAGUCUGUCUUCACCUCUGAUAGACACAGAGAGGAAUCUGGGCCUGCUUCUCGGACUCCAUGCUUCCUAUUUAGCAGUGAGCACACCGCUGUCUCCUGUCGAGAUUGAAUGCGCCAAGUGGCUUCAGUUGUCCAUUUUCUCUGGAGGUCUGCAGACCAGCCAGAUCCACUACAGCUACAAUGAGGAGAAAGAUGAAGACCACUGUAGCUCUCCUGGGGGCACUCCUGCCAGCAAAUCCCGACUUUGCUCUCACAGACGGGCCUUGGGUGACCAUUCCCAGGCAUUCCUUCAAGCCAUUGCUGACAAUAACAUUCAGGAUCACAAUGUGAAAGACUUCCUGUGUCAAAUUGAAAGGUACUGUAGGCAGUGCCACUUGACCACACCCAUCACCCUCCCUCCUGAGCAUCCGGUGGAGGAGGUUGGCCGUUUGCUCUUAUGCUGCCUCUUAAAGCAUGAAGACUUAGGUCAUGUGGCGUUGUCUUUAGUUCACACAGGUGCGCUUGGUAUUGAGCAAGUAAAGCACCGAACAUUGCCUAAAGCAGUGGUGGAUGUUUGUCGAGUUGUCUACCAAGCAAAAUGUUCACUCAUUAAGACUCAUCAGGAACAAGGCCGUUCUUAUAAGGAGGUCUGUGCUCCCGUCAUUGAACGUUUGCGGUUCCUCUUUAACGAACUGAGACCUGCUGUUUGCAAUGACCUCUCUAUAAUGUCUAAAUUUAAGCUCUUAAGUUCUUUGCCCCGUUGGAGGAGGAUAGCUCAGAAGAUAAUUCGAGAACGGAGGAGAAACAGAGUUCCCAAGAAGCCAGAGUCUGCUGAUGAUGAAGAAAAAAUUGGAAAUGAAGACAGUGAUUUAGAGGAAGCUUGUAUUUUGGCUCAUAGUCCAAUAAAUGUGGACAAAAGACCUGUAGCAAUUAAGUCUCCUAAGGAUAAAUGGCAGCCCCUGUUGAGUACAGUUACAGGGGUUCACAAGUACAAGUGGUUGAAGCAGAAUGUGCAAGGCCUUUAUCCACAGUCUGCACUCCACAGUACAAUUGCUGAGUUUGCCCUUAAAGAAGAACCAGUGGAUGUAGAAAAAAUGAGAAAAUGCCUACUAAAACAGCUGGAGAGAGCAGAGGUUCGUCUGGAAGGCAUAGAUACAAUUUUGAAACUGGCAGCCAAAAGUUUCUUACUUCCGUCUGUGCAGUAUGCGAUGUUUUGUGGAUGGCAAAGACUUAUUCCUGAGGGAAUCGAUAUAGGGGCGCCUCUUACUGAUUGCUUAAAGGGUGUUGAUUUGAUCCCGCCCUUUAAUCGGAUGCUGCUAGAAGUAACUUUUGGAAAGUUGUGUGCUUGGGCUGUUCAGAAUAUUCGAAAUGUCUUGAUGGAUGCAAAUGCCAAAUUUAAAGAACUUGGUAUUCAGCCUGUUCCCCUGCAAACUAUUACCAAUGGGAACUCGUCGGGACCAAGCCUGGGGACGAUUCCACAAGCUCGCUUUCUCCUGGUGAUGCUCAGCAUGCUCACCUUGCAGCAUGGCGCAAACAACCUCGACCUUCUGCUCAACUCUGGCACACUGGCCCUCACACAGACCACACUGCGGCUGAUUGGUCCUAGCAGUGACAACAUAGAGGAAGAUAUGAGUGCAUCUGCCCGAGGAGCCUCUGCUACGGUUUUGGAGGAAACCAGGAAGGAAACUGCUCCGGUACAACUCCCUGUUGCAGGGCCAGAGCUGGCCGCCAUGAUGAAGAUUGGAACUAGGGUCAUGAGAGGGGUGGAUUGGAAAUGGGGUGAUCAGGAUGGGCCUCCCCCAGGCUUGGGCCGUGUGAUCGGUGAGCUCGGAGAAGAUGGGUGGAUUAGGGUCCAGUGGGACACAGGUAGCACCAACUCAUACAGGAUGGGCAAAGAAGGAAAGUAUGACCUCAAACUGGCAGAGCUGCCUGCUUCUGCGCAGCCCUUGGCAGAAGACUCGGACACAGAGGAUGACUCUGAAGCUGAGCAGACUGAAAAGAACACCCACCCUACGGCGGUGAUGCUCACUAGCACCAUUAACUUGCUGCAGGCCCUGUGCCUCUCCGUGGGCGUGCAUGCCGAAGUCAUGCAGAGCGAGGCCACCAGGACACUGUGUGGGCUGCUGCGAAUGUUAGUGGAAAGCGGAACCACGGACAAGACAUCUUCUCCCAGCAGGCUGGUGUGCAGGGAGCAGCACCGAAGCUGGUGCACGCUGGGAUUCGUGCGGAGCAUCGCGCUUACCCCGCAGGUGUGCGGGGCCCUCAGCUCCCCGCAGUGGAUCUCACUGCUCAUGAAGGUUGUGGAAGGGCACGCGCCUUUCACUGCAGCAUCACUGCAGAGACAGAUUUUAGCUGUGCACCUACUGCAGGCGGUCCUUCCAUCAUGGGAUAAGAUGGACAGGGCAAGGGACAUGAAGUGCCUCGUUGAGAAGCUGGCUGGCUUCUUGGGCAGUUUGCUUGCCACUUGCCCUUCUGAUAUCCCAUUACUCAGAGAGUCAACGCUGAGGCGGCGGCGGGCCCGGCCACAGGCCUCUCUCACUGCCACACACAGCAGCACGCUGGCUGAGGAGGUGGUGGCGCUGCUGCGCACCCUGCACUCGCUGGCGCAGUGGAACGGACUCAUCAACAAGUACAUCAACUCCCAGCUCUGCUCUGUCACCCUCAGCUCCAUGGGGAAGCUGUCAGAGGGGGCCCAGUUAGAGGACUACUUUCCUGACUCUGAGAACCCUGAAGUGGGGGGCCUCAUGGCAGUCCUGGCUGUGAUUGGAGGCAUCGAUGGUCGCCUGCGCCUUGGGGGUCAGGUCAUGCAUGAGGAGUUUGGAGAGGGCACCGUGACUCGCAUCACCCCGAAGGGCAGAAUCACCGUGCAGUUCUCUGACAUGCGAAUGUGCCGAGUUUGCCCACUGAAUCAGCUGAAACCACUCCCUGCUGUGGCCUUCAGUGUGACCAACCUGCCCUUCACAGAGCCCAUGCUGUCUGUCUGGGCUCAGUUGGUGAACCUUGCUGGAAGCAAACUGCAAAAGCACAAGAUAAAGAAAUCCCCUAAGCAGGCCUUUGCAGGACAAGUAGACUUGGAUCUGCUACGGAGCCAGCAGUUAAAGCUGUACAUACUGAAAGCAGGGUGGGCACUGCUUUCCCACCAAGAUAAGCUGCGGCAGAUCUUGUCGCAGCCAGCUGUUCAGGAGACUGGAACUGUUCAUACAGAUGAUGGAGCAGCCGCCUCCCCGGAGCUGGGGGACAUGUCUCCUGAAGGACCUCAGCCCCCUAUGAUUCUCCUGCAGCAGCUACUGGCUUCAGCCACCCAGCCGGUACUCGUACAUGCCUCCAUACCACUCUUGUCUGUCCAGGCUGCUGCUUUGGCCGUGUGUCAGUGCUUGGCUGUGGAGUCCACUCAUCCUUCGAGCCCAGGCUUCGAGGACUGCAGCUCCAGUGAGGCCACAACACCGAUCUCCGUGCAGCACACCCGCCCUGCCAGGGUGAAGAGGCGCAAGCAGUCGCCAGUCCCUGCUCUGCCAGUUGUGGUACAGCUCAUGGAAAUGGGCUUUCCUCGCAGGAACAUUGAGUUUGCUCUGAAGUCGCUCACUGGUGCUUCUGGGAAUGCGUCUAGCUUGCCUGGUGUGGAGGCCUUGGUAGGAUGGCUGCUGGACCACUCCGAUGUCCAGAUCACAGAGCUCUCGGAUGCAGAAACAGUGUCUGAUGAGUAUUCUGAUGAAGAGGUGGUGGAGAGCCUGGAGGACGUGGCCUGUUCCCUGUCUAUGGGUGCUGUUGUGACGGAGAGCCAGACUUAUAAAAAGCGAGCUGAUUUCUUGAGUAAUGAUGAUUAUGCUGUGUAUGUCAGAGAGAACAUUCAGGUGGGAAUGAUGGUUAGAUGCUGUCGAACAUAUGAAGAAGUAUGUGAAGGUGAUGUGGGCAAAGUCAUCAAAUUGGACAGAGACGGAUUGCAUGACCUCAAUGUGCAGUGUGAUUGGCAGCAGAAAGGGGGCACCUACUGGGUUAGGUAUAUUCACGUGGAACUUAUAGGCUAUCCUCCACCAAGUUCUUCUUCUCACAUCAAAAUUGGUGAUAAAGUUCGGGUCAAAGCCUCUGUUACCACGCCAAAAUACAAGUGGGGAUCUGUGACUCAUCAAAGUGUGGGAAUUGUGAAAGCAUUCAGUGCCAAUGGAAAAGACAUCAUUGUUGACUUUCCCCAGCAAUCUCAUUGGACUGGGUUGUUGUCAGAAAUGGAGUUGGUGCCUAGUGUACAUCCUGGUGUUACGUGUGAUGGCUGUCAAAUGUUUCCUAUCAAUGGAUCCAGAUUCAAAUGCAGAAACUGUGAUGACUUUGACUUUUGUGAAACAUGUUUCAAGACCAAAAAGCACAACACUAGGCAUACAUUUGGCAGAAUAAAUGAACCAGGUAGGACAGAAUGGUUAUCUCAUUGGAUUCGUUUGGAGAUUUUCCCAGAUGUUCUUGUUCAUAGAUUAAAAAUGAUAGUAGAUCCUGCAGACAGUAGCUACAUGCCAUCCCUGGUUGUAGUGUCAGGUGGAAAUUCCCUGAAUAACCUAAUUGAACUAAAGACAAUCAACAUUAACCCCACUGAUACCACCGUGCCCCUUCUGAAUGACUGCACAGAGUACCACAGGUACAUUGAAAUCGCCAUAAAGCAGUGCAGGAGCUCUGGCAUCGACUGUAAGAUCCAUGGGCUCAUUCUCCUGGGCCGCAUCCGUGCGGAGGAAGAGGGCUUGGCUGCAGUUCCUUUCUUGGCUUCAGAUGACGAAGAAGAAGAAGAUGACAGAGGCAGCAGCGGGAGCCUUAUUAGGAAGAAGGCUGCAGGGUUGGAAUCAGCAGCUACAAUAAGAACGAAGGUGUUUGUAUGGGGACUGAAUGACAAGGACCAACUGGGCGGGCUCAAAGGCUCCAAGAUAAAAGUCCCUUCCUUCUCUGAGACUCUGUCUGCAUUGAAUGUUGUACAGGUGGCUGGUGGUUCUAAAAGUUUGUUUGCAGUGACUGUGGAAGGGAAGGUGUAUGCCUGUGGAGAAGCCACCAACGGCCGGCUGGGGCUGGGCUUAUCAAGUGGGACAGUUCCCAUUCCACGGCAGAUCACAGCCCUCAGCAGUUACGUGGUCAAAAAGGUGGCUGUUCAUUCAGGUGGCCGGCAUGCUACGGCUCUAACCGUUGAUGGCAAAGUAUUUUCUUGGGGUGAAGGUGAUGACGGAAAACUCGGACACUUCAGCAGAAUGAACUGUGACAAGCCCAGGCUGAUAGAAGCACUGAAAACCAAGCGCAUCCGGGACAUUGCCUGUGGGAGCUCUCAUAGUGCAGCCCUCACCUCCAGUGGAGAACUGUAUACCUGGGGCCUCGGGGAGUAUGGCCGUUUGGGACAUGGUGAUAAUACCACACAGCUGAAGCCCAAGAUGGUGAAAGUCCUUCUUGGUCACAGAGUAGUCCAGGUUGCCUGUGGAAGCAGAGAUGCACAGACGCUGGCACUGACAGAUGAAGGUUUGGUGUUUUCCUGGGGUGAUGGUGAUUUUGGAAAAUUGGGCCGGGGAGGAAGUGAAGGCUGUAACAUUCCCCAAAACAUCGAGAGACUAAACGGUCAGGGAGUAUGCCAGAUUGAGUGUGGUGCUCAGUUCUCCUUGGCUCUCACUAAGUCAGGAGUGGUGUGGACAUGGGGAAAGGGGGAUUACUUCCGGUUGGGCCAUGGCUCUGAUGUACAUGUGCGGAAACCACAGGUGGUUGAAGGACUGAGAGGGAAGAAGAUUGUGCAUGUGGCUGUUGGGGCACUGCACUGCCUGGCAGUAACAGACUCGGGGCAGGUGUAUGCUUGGGGUGAUAAUGACCACGGUCAGCAAGGCAAUGGCACCACCACAGUUAAUAGAAAGCCUACACUUGUGCAAGGCUUAGAAGGCCAGAAGAUCACACGGGUGGCUUGUGGGUCAUCGCACAGUGUAGCGUGGACAACUGUGGAUGUGGCCACGCCCUCUGUCCACGAGCCCGUCCUUUUCCAGACUGCAAGAGACCCCUUAGGUGCUUCCUAUUUAGGUGUGCCUUCAGAUGCUGAUUCUUCUGCUGCCAGUAAUAAAAUAAGUGGUGCAAAUAAUUCUAAGCCAAAUCGCCCUUCUCUUGCAAAGAUCCUGCUGUCAUUGGAUGGUAGCCUAGCCAAACAGCAGGCCUUAUCACAUAUUCUUACAGCCCUACAAAUCAUGUAUGCCAGAGAUGCAGUGGUUGGGGCCCUGAUGCCUGCGGCCAUGAUCGCCCCAGUGGAGUGCACUUCCUUUUCCUCGUCAGCGCCACCUUCUGAUGCAUCUGCCAUGGCCAGUCCCAUGAAUGCAGAGGACUGCAUACUGGCUGUUGAUCUCGAAGACAGACUGAGUCCCGGUCCAUGGCAAGAGAAGCGAGAGAUCGUCUCCUCUGAAGAUGCUGUGACCCCUUCUGCAGUGACACCAUCUGCCCCCUCAGCUUCCUCUCGGCCCUUUAUCCCUGUGACAGAUGAUCCCGGAGCUGCCAGCAUCAUUGCAGAAACCAUGACUAAAACCAAAGAGGACGUUGAAAGCCAAAAUAAAGCAUCAGGCCCGGAACCACAGUCCUUGGAUGAGUUCACCAGUCUGCUGAUCGUGGAUGACACCCGUGUGGUGGUGGAUCUGCUCAAGUUGUCCGUGUGCAGCCGGGCUGGGGACAGGGGCAGGGAGGUGCUUUCAGCUGUGCUCUCUGGCAUGGGCACUGCCUACCCACAGGUGGCAGAUAUGCUGUUGGAACUCUGUGUCACUGAGCUGGAGGAUGUAGCCACAGACUCGCAGAGCGGCCGUCUCUCCUCACAGCCUGUGGUGGUGGAGAGUAGCCAUCCGUACACUGAUGACACGUCUACCAGUGGCACGGUGAAGAUACCAGGUGCAGAAGGCCUCAGGGUGGAAUUUGACCGCCAGUGCUCUACAGAGAGACGCCAUGACCCUCUCACAGUCAUGGACGGCGUCAACAGGAUCGUGUCCGUGCGGUCAGGCCGAGAGUGGUCGGACUGGUCCAGUGAGUUGCGGAUCCCAGGGGAUGAACUGAAGUGGAAAUUCAUCAGCGAUGGGUCUGUGAAUGGCUGGGGCUGGCGCUUCACAGUCUAUCCCAUCAUGCCAGCUGCAGGCCCCAAGGACCUCUUGUCUGAUCGCUGUGUCCUCUCCUGUCCAUCGAUGGACUUGGUGACCUGUCUUCUGGACUUCCGACUUAAUCUCACCUCCAACAGAAACAUAGUCCCUCGCCUUGCGGCCUCACUGGCAGCCUGCGCACAGUUGAGUGCCUUAGCAGCCAGUCACAGAAUGUGGGCCCUUCAAAGACUGAGGAAGCUGCUUACCACGGAAUUUGGGCAGUCAAUUAACAUAAACAGGCUGCUUGGAGAAAAUGAUGGGGAGACGAGAACUUUGAGUUUUACAGGCAGUGCUCUCGCAGCUUUGGUGAAAGGGCUUCCAGAAGCUUUGCAGAGGCAGUUUGAAUAUGAAGAUCCUAUUGUGAGGGGUGGCAAGCAGCUGCUCCAUAGCCCAUUCUUUAAGGUACUUGUGGCCCUUGCUUGUGACUUGGAGCUCGACACGCUUCCGUGCUGUGCUGAGACGCAUAGGUGGGCUUGGUUCCGACGGUACUGCAUGGCCUCCCGAGUCGCUGUGGCCCUGGACAAGAGAGCGCCGCUGCCCCGUGUGUUUCUUGAUGAGGUGGCAAAGAAAAUUCGUGAGUUAAUGGCAGACACUGAAAACAUGGAUGUUCUCCAUGAGAGCCAUGACAUUUUUAAAAGAGAGCAAGAUGAACAACUUGUGCAGUGGAUGAACAGGCGACCAGAUGACUGGACUCUUUCUGCGGGCGGCAGUGGAACCAUUUAUGGAUGGGGUCAUAAUCAUAGAGGGCAGCUAGGAGGCAUAGAAGGUGCAAAGGUUAAAGUUCCCACUCCCUGUGAAGCUCUCGCAGCGCUCAGGCCGGUACAGCUGAUUGGUGGAGAGCAAACACUUUUUGCUGUGACAGCUGAUGGGAAGCUAUAUGCCACUGGUUAUGGUGCUGGUGGCAGACUAGGGAUUGGAGGGACAGAGUCAGUGUCUGCUCCAACAUUGCUGGAGUCCAUCCAGCAUGUGUUCAUCAAGAAGGUGGCUGUGAACUCUGGAGGAAAGCACUGCCUUGCCCUCUCCUCUGAAGGAGAGGUGUACUCUUGGGGUGAGGCCGAAGAUGGGAAGCUGGGACAUGGAAACCGAAGUCCAUGUGACCGUCCUCGUGUCAUCGAGUCUCUGAGAGGAAUUGAAGUGGUUGACGUUGCUGCAGGGGGAGCCCACAGUGCCUGUGUCACAGCAGCUGGAGACCUGUACACAUGGGGCAAAGGCCGGUAUGGCCGCCUGGGACACAGCGACAGUGAGGACCAGUUAAAGCCGAAGCUGGUGGAGGUGUUGCAGGGCCACCGUGUGGUCGAUAUUGCCUGUGGGAGUGGUGACGCCCAGACCCUCUGCCUCACUGAUGACGACACCGUGUGGUCCUGGGGGGAUGGGGACUAUGGCAAGCUUGGCAGAGGAGGCAGCGAUGGCUGCAAAGUGCCCAUGAAGAUUGAUUCUCUCACUGGCCUUGGAGUAGUUAAAGUGGAAUGCGGGUCCCAGUUUUCUGUUGCUCUUACCAAAUCUGGAGCUGUUUAUACUUGGGGCAAAGGUGACUAUCACAGGCUGGGCCAUGGAUCUGAUGACCACGUUCGAAGACCUCGACAGGUCCAAGGACUUCAGGGGAAGAAAGUCAUUGCCAUUGCCACUGGCUCCUUGCAUUGCGUGUGCUGUACAGAGGAUGGAGAGGUUUAUACAUGGGGUGACAACGAUGAGGGACAGCUAGGAGAUGGAACAACAAAUGCCAUUCAGAGACCUCGCUUGGUAGCUGCUCUUCAGGGUAAGAAAGUCAACCGCGUGGCCUGUGGUUCAGCACAUACACUUGCCUGGUCGACCAGCAAGCCUGCCAGUGCUGGCAAGCUCCCUGCACAGGUCCCCAUGGAGUAUAAUCAUUUGCAAGAAAUCCCUAUCAUUGCCCUGCGGAACCGACUGCUGCUGCUGCAUCACAUCUCAGAGCUCUUCUGCCCCUGCAUCCCUAUGUUUGACCUGGAGGGCUCUCUCGACGAAACUGGACUUGGGCCUUCUGUUGGGUUUGACACUCUUCGGGGGAUUCUCAUAUCCCAGGGAAAGGAGGCGGCUUUUAGAAAAGUAGUGCAAGCAACUAUGGUGCGAGAUCGUCAACAUGGUCCUGUCGUGGAGCUGAACCGAAUCCAGGUCAAGCGCUCAAGAAGUAAAGGUGGGUUGGCCGGCCCCGACGGCACCAAGUCCGUCUUUGGGCAGAUGUGCGCCAAGAUGAGCUCCUUUAGUCCUGACAGCCUCCUCCUCCCUCACCGCGUCUGGAAGGUCAAGUUUGUGGGUGAGUCUGUGGAUGACUGUGGAGGCGGCUACAGCGAGUCCAUAGCAGAGAUCUGUGAGGAGCUGCAGAACGGACUCACCCCGCUUCUCAUCGUGACGCCCAAUGGAAGGGAUGAGUCCGGGGCCAACCGCGACUGCUACCUGUUCAACCCGGCCGCCAAGGCGCUCGUGCACAGCAGCAUGUUCCGCUUUCUGGGAGUGUUGCUGGGCAUUGCCAUCCGAACUGGGAGCCCCUUGAGCCUCAGCCUCGCUGAGCCUGUGUGGAAGCAGCUGGCUGGGAUGAGCCUCACCAUUGCGGACCUCAGCGAGGUUGAUAAAGAUUUCAUUCCUGGGCUCAUGUACAUCCGUGACAAUGAAGCCACCUCAGAGGAGUUCGAGGCCAUGAGCCUGCCCUUCACAGUGCCAAGUGCUAGUGGCCAGGACAUCCAGCUGAGCUCUAAGUACACACACAUCACCCUGGACAAUCGCGCAGAGUAUGUCCGGCUGGCAAUAAACUACAGACUCCGUGAAUUUGAUGAACAGGUGGCUGCUGUUCGGGAGGGCAUGGCCCGCGUGGUGCCGGUGCCCCUUCUUUCUUUGUUCACGGGAUAUGAACUGGAGACCAUGGUGUGUGGCAGCCCAGACAUCCCCCUGCAUCUGCUAAAGUCGGUGGCCACGUACAAAGGAGUCGAGCCUUCUGCGUCGCUGAUCCAGUGGUUCUGGGAGGUGAUGGAGUCCUUCUCCAACACAGAGCGCUCCCUCUUCCUUCGCUUCGUGUGGGGCCGGACGCGGCUGCCCAGGACCAUUGCUGACUUCCGGGGCAGAGACUUCGUCAUCCAGGUACUGGAUAAAUACAACCCUCCGGACCACUUCCUUCCUGAGUCCUAUACCUGCUUCUUCCUGCUGAAGCUGCCCAGGUACUCCUGCAAGCAAGUACUAGAGGAGAAGCUCAAGUACGCCAUCCACUUCUGCAAGUCCAUCGACACUGAUGACUACGCGCGCAUCGCCCUCACAGGUGAGCCGGCUGCCGAUGACAGCAGUGCCGACUCCGACAAUGAGGACGCGGACUCGUUUGCCUCCGACUCCACACAGGAUUACUUAACGGGGCACUGAGGGGGAGUGGCACCAUCUGGAAGCCACAAGACGCCGAGCAGGCGA
Molecule: messenger RNA, 14539 nt
Organism: Octodon degus (degu)
Lineage: Eukaryota; Metazoa; Chordata; Mammalia; Rodentia; Octodontidae
Gene: Herc2
Product: HECT and RLD domain containing E3 ubiquitin protein ligase 2
Exons: 92
Coding region: 104-14494 (4796 amino acids)
Biological process (GO): protein ubiquitination
Molecular function (GO): zinc ion binding; ubiquitin-protein transferase activity
Source: RefSeq, a predicted model, not a curated record